AUGAAAAAUUUAUCUUCAUUGUUAUUUAUUAUUUUAAUAGGACUUCUAUUCAUAUCUAAGUCAUAUGAAUUGACAGAUCAAGUUCUAGCUGAUAAUUCUUUAACCGUUCAAGAUGUUCCAAGUAGAGUUAUUUUAAAUGAUGAAGUAGAUAAUCAUAUUAUAGAAAAAAGACAAAAAAAAAAUAAUUCAAAAAAAAAUAAAAGAAUAAGAAGACGACAACGUAAUGCUUCUUUAAAUACUAUAGUUACAUUGAUAGUUCAAUUACAACAACAAUUAAAUAAUGUUCAAGCACAAAUCAUGCAAUUGACAGCAACAACAACAACAGUAGCAACCACUACAACAACAUAA
Strongyloides ratti is the source of this 348-nucleotide messenger RNA. RefSeq lists its product as hypothetical. The coding region runs from base 1 to 348 and encodes 115 amino acids. Lineage: Eukaryota; Metazoa; Nematoda; Chromadorea; Rhabditida; Strongyloididae. The record is from RefSeq and is a predicted model, not a curated record. The transcript has a single exon.